Molecule: messenger RNA, 753 nt
Organism: Aspergillus calidoustus
Lineage: Eukaryota; Fungi; Ascomycota; Eurotiomycetes; Eurotiales; Aspergillaceae
Source: the annotation of a GenBank genome assembly
AUGAACCAAUUUAGUGUUAUUAAAUGGCGUUUGGAAUCCCACACACAAACCUAUAACCCGGAUGCUUGCGCGUCAUGCAAUGAAAGCAAACUUAAGCCAUGUCCCGAGUGUGUGAGGCGAAAUAUUGAAUGUACUCCACGGCAAUCUUGUUCACGGUUCGCUGCUUGUAUGCACUGCGUUAAACGCAAGGCCAAGCACAGUGACCAGAGGCCAUGUGUUCGAUGUGUUGCGGACGGCGUCCCAUGCGUCCCUAGGGAAAAAAGUCACGAAACACAAACUACAGAGAAUUCCUUUUCAACCAUAUCGGAUACAGCAACUUCAGCUGUUCACCAGAGCUUAUUGCCUUCUAUCGACGAAUCCCAGUCCGAAUCAACCGAGAGCCGUGCCUCUGUUUUUUGCCCGAGCCCGGCAAGCUCUCGACUUCCAUCUCCAGAGAAUGACAGACUUGACCAAAUGAUGCCUCCGAAAGACCUGCAUGCCUGCCUCGAGAAUAUCUCUGAUGCCAGACAACUUUCGGUGUUGAAUUCCUGUUGGAACACAUAUAAACGCACAGCGACAAAUUUUUAUAUACAGACAUCGUAUAUAAAGGCAUUCAUUGAGGUGGCAAGAUGUGGGUCUGUGGAAAAUAUCAAGAAAGGUGUGAUUCCGUUACUUACGACAUUUAAAGACUUGCGCAGUCUCAGUCAUGAACAUCGCGAUAUAAUUUACGAGCUUGUUCAGCUUAAAUAUGCUAUAGUAUGCUACUCCUCUUGA